AUGAUUCUCACGUCCUCCAUCUUCGCAUCGUCCUUGCUGGCAUCCGUGGCGUGUGCUCACUUCACGCUCGACUACCCGCCCACACGUGGUUUUGACGAGGACAAGGAGCCCACUUUCUGCGGCGGCUUUGACACGGUCAGUGCCCAGCGUCAGCCUGCUCCUCUGAACGGAGCCGCCAUCUGGAUCGACUCGCACCACCCACUUGCUACUGUCGACGCGUUCCUGUCGACUCAGUCCGAUCCUAAGACUUGGGACGACUUCAACUCAACCAUCAAUGGCACAUCGUCCGUUAUGAUGGCGUCCAACUUCUUCCAGGUCGCCAGCGGUGUGUCAUGUUGGAACAUUGACUUCUCUGCCCUCCCUUACAACCUCACCAACGGCUCGCAGAUUACUCUUCAGAUUCAGUACAACGGGGGCGAUAGUCCCCUCUAUCAAUGUACCGACCUGGUCCUUCUCUCGGACUACACUGUGCCUUCCAACUACACCUGCUCAAAGGAUGCUGCCGCCGAGUUUACCAAAACCCGCAGCAGUGGGCCAUCGGUCACUUCUCAGACCGGUGCAGCUUCGUCUCCUGCCUCCACUGUGCGUCCUAACGGUGCAUCCCGUGCCGCCGCCUCUGGUGGCCUGUUUGCUAUGGCUGUUGCCGCUUUGGCCAUCGCACUGUAA
Cutaneotrichosporon cavernicola is the source of this 666-nucleotide messenger RNA. RefSeq lists its product as uncharacterized. The transcript is spliced from 4 exons. Lineage: Eukaryota; Fungi; Basidiomycota; Tremellomycetes; Trichosporonales; Trichosporonaceae. The coding region runs from base 1 to 666 and encodes 221 amino acids. The record is from RefSeq and is a predicted model, not a curated record.